UGAAGGGAGCAAAAGAGCUUGAGAAUCUUCAAGUGGGUGGAAGACGGACGAGUUUGAUCAAUCUCAUUCACGAGCCUCUUGUUUGGCCAAUCCCACUCAAUGGUCGUCAUGGAAACCACUUGUAAACAACAAUAACCUGGUCAGUUACUGUGGAGAGGUUGGUGCCUCAAGAAGGGAUCGAUUGCUCUUCACCAGAGAAAACUCAUACAUAUAACUUAAACUCAAGAUUGUUUUAUUCUAUGACUUUGUUGGAGUUUAGUUUGAAAUAUUUUCGAAUUUAUUUUGUACUGUGCGGUGGUUACUGACUCAGGAAGGGAUCGAUUGCUCUGUGUUAAAUACACUUUGCCAGAGAAAACUCAUACAUGAAACUUAAACCUAAGAUUGUUUUAUUCUGUGACUUGAUUGGUGUUUAGUUUGAAAUAUUUUCGAAUUUAUUUUGUACUGUGAUUGGUGACUCAAGAAGGGAUAGAUUGCUUUUUACCAAAGAAAACUUUUACAUUUAUAACUUAAAAUUAAGACUUUUUUAUUCUAUGACUUUGUUGGUGUUUAAUUUAAAAUAUUUUCGGAUUUUUUUACUGUGAAGUGAUUGGUGACACAAGAAGGGAUCGAUUGCUCUUUACCAGAGAAAACGUAUACAUAUAACUUAAAAUUAAAACUGUUUUGUUCUACUACUUCAUUGGUGUUUAGUUUGUAAUAUUUUUGAAUUUAUUUUGAACUGUGCAGUGAUUGAUUGGUGACUCAAGAAGGGAUUGAUUGCCUACACUUUGCCAGAGAAUACUUACAUAUAAAACUUAAACUUAGAAUUGUCUUAUUCUGUGACUUAGCUAUCUAUUUUGGAGUUGAGUUUGAAAAAGUUUAGGAGAAAAUUUGUUGAAAAUGUGGCCUGAUUCAGGAUUGGUUCCGAUGAAGAAUAGACAGCUGCCUCCGCGACCCAGACCAAAGAGCGCUUGCAGUGUGAGAGAGAGGGAGCAUCAGAGAAGACCCAAGAAUCGACCACGUUGUAGAUCAGCCCUUGGCUUGAGACGUUACGAAGACUCGAAAGCUUUGAGAGAAGGACCUUCCCGUAAAACACCAUCUCCAACUGACAGUAAUAAGACGUCAGUUACUCACUACAAGAGGAGUUUGCGGCUGCUAGGCUUACUGCCAAAUGAAUUUGGAUCAGAGCACUCUAGGCAACAUGUCAAACCUCAAACGCAGAGUGUGAAACCCCGAGUCCAAACUUUCUUGGAGAAAAGGACGAUUUCGCAUGUUGACGUUCGUGACGCUGUACUGCAGGAGAUUGAGGGCGACUUGAAACCAGCCAACUUGCGACUGUGUGAUGAAAUGAAGGCAAUGCAAGGACGUCACGUGAUCGCCAAGGCGGUCUACGAGGAAUGGUACUUUCGAAAAUUGGAGGCUGAUCGCAAACUCAGACAACAGGCCAUGAUGCAGAAGAAAAUCGGCCAAUGGGAGGACCAGCAUACAAAACGUGUCAAAAGCGAAGUAUGUCAGGAGAAGUUUGAUGAAUGGGUGCAAAAGAAGAGCCAGCAGCUCAAACAAGAGAGACUUAAAAAUAAUUCUAAACAAAAGCAAGCCAAUGUUAGGCCGGUGACUCCUCAGAGAUGCUCCGAAGCGUUUCUCAGUUGGAAGCAAGAAAAGGACAAAUCCAUGCAACAGAGAGCGUUGAUGGCUAAACAGAGAGCGCAGGAGCUGGAGAGACGAGAGGAGAGGAAGCAAGAGGCUGAAAAAGCAUAUCAGAUGUGGAGGAAAAAUGCUGAUGAAAAGUUGAAAGCAAAGCAGCAAGAAUUUGAGAGGAAGAAGAAGGAGCAGACUGAGAAUGAGAAACGAUUAGCAGAGGAGAAACAGAGAGAGGCGAACGCCUCGUUUCGUGCGUGGAAAGAGAAGAAGGAUAAAGUGAGGCAGAUCAAGUUGAAGGAAGCGAGGGAGAGGGAAGAAAGAGCACUAGCUUUGAGGUCUCAGAUGCGAAUGGAGCGGCUGUACGAGUCACAUCAGGCAUUUCUGGAAUGGUUAGACUCAAUCGAUGGCAGAGAGGCCAAAUAUAACAUCAGAAGGACCAAUCAAAACCCUGCAAGCAUGCCCAGAGCCAACAGUGUACAAGAAAUACGACAGAAGGAGCUCUACCAUUCAGUGCAUCGCCACUUAUUGAGAGGAGCUUCCUAAAAUACGUUCAAGAUUUGUCAUUUUGAAAUGACUGGAGAAUUAAGAAUGUAUUCAUUGUCACACCUGAUGAGAGAAGAAACGUGAAUAAGUUCACAUAAAACACUCAAUAUUAAUAAUUUUAACUGCUAAUAUUUAAUUUAAUAUGUUAUUUUAUAUUAAAAGCUUUUCGAAAAAA
This is a messenger RNA of Nilaparvata lugens (brown planthopper), 2335 nucleotides long. Its product is annotated as vicilin-like seed storage protein At2g18540. The record is from RefSeq and is a predicted model, not a curated record. NCBI's taxonomy places the organism in Eukaryota, Metazoa, Arthropoda, Insecta, Hemiptera, Delphacidae. The transcript is spliced from 8 exons. The coding region runs from base 877 to 2160 and encodes 427 amino acids.